This is a messenger RNA of Zingiber officinale, 1919 nucleotides long. RefSeq names its product pentatricopeptide repeat-containing protein At3g12770-like. Gene Ontology annotation, molecular function: RNA binding; protein binding. The transcript has a single exon. Gene Ontology annotation, biological process: RNA modification. The record is from RefSeq and is a predicted model, not a curated record. Bases 53 to 1747 code for a protein of 564 amino acids. Lineage: Eukaryota; Viridiplantae; Streptophyta; Magnoliopsida; Zingiberales; Zingiberaceae.
UGGUAGAUUAUUGAAGUACAUUGGAUUUGUAACUCACUGUAGUCGUAACCCGAUGCCCCUCCCGGCCCGCAUCGUCGCCGCCGUAGCUGCUCUCCCUCGUCUCUUCCACCAAGGCGAUCAUCGUUCCCUUCCUCUCCUGCUCAAAUCCCACGCCCUUCUCAUCACUCACGGCCUCUUCGACAACGCCUGCAUCUUCUCUUCAAUCAUCUCCGCCUACUCGCACCUCCGCCUUCCCUCACUCGCCCUCCUAGUUUUUCGUCAACACCACUCCCAUCACCUCCCCGAUCUCAUCGUUUACAACUCUCUCCUCUCUGCCUUUUCCCGCAACCACCUUUUCUGCCAAACCCUCUCCUUCUUCCGACGCCUCCGUCUCCGCCUCUCCCCCGACCAUUUCAGCCUCUCAAUCGCCGCCAAGGCCGCCGCCGAGCUCCUCGACUUGCCAACCGGGCGUUUCAUCCACUCCCUCUCCACCCGCCUCGGAUACAACGCCGACACGGUACUUUCAAAUUCUCUCAUGCUGAUGUACUUCCGAUGCGAGUGCCCACGCGAUGCUCGCGUCUUGUUCGAUGAAUUGCCCCUGAAAAGCGUGGCUUCUUGGAAUACUUUGAUCUCCGAGUUGGCUGCCGGUGAUGCUCUAGAAAUAUGUCAACUGGUGAAACAGAUGCAAACGGAGGGCAUCAAACCAGAUUCCUUCACAGUUUCCACUCUCCUUACUACGUGCGGCGCCGAUAAUUGGAGUCAGAAGCGUGGAAAGGAAUUGCAUUGCUUUAUUUUAAGAAAUAGUUUCAAUGGCGAGCUUGAUUUUCACAUAAAUGCUUGCCUAAUAGAUAUGUAUUGUAAGGCUAGGCGAAUGGAUUUGGCGAAGCAUGUCUUCAAUGAGAUGGACUUAAGGAAUGUAGUAGCCUGGACAGCUAUGAUUGCUGCGCAUGUUGAGCACGGACAGAAUGAGGAAGCUAUCAAGCUUUUCCGUGAGAUGGUUCUAAGCAACGGCCUUCUUCCAAACAAGAUCACUCUUGUAAGUGUCCUUCCAGCUGUUGCAUCUCUUGCGAGCUUGCCAAAUGGGAAACAGAUGCAUGGUUUUGCCAUCAGGUUAGGGUUCAAUACAGAGACCUCCUUGAACAAUGCCUUAAUUGACAUGUAUUCGAAAUGUGGAAGCAUUGAUUCUGCAAGAUGCAUUUUUGAUGACGAAUCAUGGAAGAAAGAUGUUAUCUCCAGGAGAUCCAUGAUAUCGUGUUAUGGCAUUCAUGGCAGGGGAGACGAAGCAAUUGCUUUAUUCAGAAAAAUGACUAGUCUUGAUUUCAAAUUUGAUCACAUCACAAGUUUGUCUGUCCUGUCGGCCUGUGCCAAGAGUGGCCUAGCAAUUGAAGGGCUUGAGAUAUAUAAUGCAUUGGUAAAGAACCAUGGAAUUACCCCCACUGUUGAAAUAUGUUCUUGCAUGGUUGACAUGUUAGGUCGAGCCGGCAUGUUGGAUCAUGCUUUGCAUUUCAUACAAUCAAUGCAGUUUACGCCGCCUGCUAGUGUUUGGGGUGCUCUGCUUGCUGCUUCAGUGAUUCACAAUGAUGAGAAACUGCAGCAACUGUCCUAUGAUUUCCUUCUUAAGUCGGAGCCUGAUAAACCUUCCAGCUAUGUGUCUGGCUCAAAUUUAUAUGCUUUGUCUCAGAAAUGGGAUAUUGUGGAUCAGUUUAGAGCGAGGAUGAAAGAACAAGGUCUGAAGAAAACUAGCGGUUCUAGUUGGAUUACUUCAUAAUGACGGAAAUAGGAGAUGGUGGAUUAAUGUCCAUAUGCUAUAUUUUUUGUAACGUCUCCAGGUAACUCUUGUUGGAACUUCCCAUGUUAAAGAACAAGCUUCGGAGUGUCAAAAAUGACCCUAUGAUCCGAUCCGAGUCUAUACAAAAAAAAAAAAAUCAAGUUUGGGUCGG